Molecule: messenger RNA, 1633 nt
Organism: Peromyscus leucopus (white-footed mouse)
Lineage: Eukaryota; Metazoa; Chordata; Mammalia; Rodentia; Cricetidae
Product: serine/threonine-protein kinase Sgk3-like
Biological process (GO): protein phosphorylation
Molecular function (GO): ATP binding; protein serine/threonine kinase activity
Source: RefSeq, a predicted model, not a curated record
AUGAGUCCCCGCAACAAUUCGCAGAACAUUGACUCUACCCUGAGCUUAGUUCUACCCACCUUCUCAGAGCUGCCCCUUGAGCUACAGAGGAACAGCUCAGGAAACCCUUAUCGGGUUAAAUUGAAUUUUGCAGGAGUAAGACUGGGAACAAAGGCAGUGGAAGCCACCGUGGACACAUUACGUCUAGUGAGGAGUCUGCAGCUAGUGGCCAAACAUUCCGACCAGCGAGGCAAACGGGAUAGGCCGCACAUCGCACUUCUCUGGGGCAUCAUCCUCUUCCGGCUGCUGGGUCAUUAUGUGCUCUCGUACAGCUCAGACGACAGAAGGGGCCAUUUGGUGAGUACCUCGUACAUCACAGACAUUGUCACCUUUUCCCCUGUAUCCUCAGAGAAGCAAUGCAGAUUCCUCUCCCAAGGAUCAGCUGAGGAACUGUCGAGUCCAGAUGUCAGAGCAUUCCUUCAAAUGGACAGCCCCUGGCACCAGUCCGAUCCAUCAGAAGAUGAGGAUGAAAGAAGUGCUCCGAAGCCACAUUCUACCUCACAGAACAUCAACCUAGGACCAACUGGAAAUCCUCAUGCUAAACCAACUGACUUUGAUUUUGUUAAAGUUAUUGGAAAGGGCAGCUUUGGCAAGGUUCUUCUUGCAAAGCGGAAACUGGAUGGAAAAUUCUAUGCUGUCAAAGUGCUACAGAAAAAAAUAGUUCUCAACAGAAAAGAGCUGUUUUUUCACUUACAAAGAGAAUGGUCUUUUCCUGAACACAGAGCGAGGUUCUAUGCUGCUGAAAUCGCCUGCGCCUUGGGUUACCUGCACUCCAUCAAAAUAGUGUACAGAGACUUGAAGCCAGAAAAUAUUCUUUUGGAUUCAAUGGGACAUGUUGUCUUAACAGAUUUUGGGCUUUGCAAAGAAGGAAUUGCUAUUUCCGAUACCACCACAACCUUUUGUGGGACACCAGAGUACCUUGCACCUGAAGUGAUUAGAAAACAGCCCUAUGACAACACCGUGGAUUGGUGGCGCCUGGGAGCUGUUCUCUAUGAAAUGCUGUACAGACUGCCUCCUUUUUACUGCCGGGAUGUUGUUGAAAUGUAUGAUAAUAUUCUUCAUAAACCCCUGAACUUGAGGCCAGGCGUGAGCCUCACAGCGUGGUCCAUUCUGGAAGAACUCCUAGAAAAAAACAGGCAGAAUCGACUUGGUGCCAAAGAAGACUUUCUUGAAAUCCAGAAUCAUCCCUUUUUUGAAUCACUCAGCUGGACUGACCUUGUACAAAAAAAGAUCCCACCACCAUUUAAUCCUAAUGUGGCCGGACCAGGUGAUAUCAGGAACUUCGACACAGUCUUCACGGAAGAAGCAGUUUCUUAUUCUGUGUGCGUGUCUUCUGACUAUUCGAUAGUGAAUGCCAGUGUUCUGGAGGCAGACGAUGCAUUUGUUGGUUUUUCUUACACCCCUCCUUCAGAAGACUUAUUUUUGUGAACAGUUUGACCUUCAGAAACCAUUGGACAAAUAAAUUCAAGCCUGUGGAGGAGACAGAAACGCCAAUUUGUGUGAAUAUAUUCAACUAUGUAUAACAGUGCCUCAUUUUUACAUGUAAUGUUAAAAACUAUGAAAUAUGUAUUUUCUGCUGUAAGCCAGAAAUAGG